Messenger RNA from Stegodyphus dumicola, 527 nucleotides. RefSeq names its product U6 snRNA-associated Sm-like protein LSm8. NCBI's taxonomy places the organism in Eukaryota, Metazoa, Arthropoda, Arachnida, Araneae, Eresidae. The record is from RefSeq and is a predicted model, not a curated record. Gene Ontology annotation, cellular component: U6 snRNP; U4/U6 x U5 tri-snRNP complex; precatalytic spliceosome. Gene Ontology annotation, biological process: mRNA splicing, via spliceosome. Gene Ontology annotation, molecular function: mRNA binding.
AUUUAUUUAUUCCAGAAAUUUUCAUCAAGCCAUUCAAAAUUAAAUUAAAACUUCAGAAUGGCAAUAAUAGUAGUGAAGUGUGUUGUGUCUGUUUUGAUUUUGUGGGUGAUCGUGCUCGUAGAAUUUUUGUGCACAUUGAAAUUUUACAAAGUGCUUGUUUUGUUCAGUAUGGCUUCGACGUUGGAAAGUUACGUUAAUCAUACUGUGUCUAUUAUAACUGCUGAUGGAAGAAACAUUGUCGGUACCCUCAAAGGUUUUGAUCAAACAAUUAAUUUGAUCCUUGAUGAAAGCCAUGAAAGAGUUUAUAGCUCCUCUCAAGGCAUAGAACAAGUAGUUCUUGGUUUAUAUAUUGUGCGUGGAGACAAUGUAGCUGUUGUUGGAGAAGUUGAUGAUGAACUAGAUCAAAGAUUAGAUUUAACGAACAUCAAAGCGGAGCCAUUGAAUCCUGUUGUACACUGAAAUCAUUUAAACAUAAGCAUCAAGUGUAUUUUAUUUGUAAAUAAACACACUUUUUUACACUUUUUAAA